Corticium candelabrum is the source of this 1006-nucleotide messenger RNA. RefSeq lists its product as uncharacterized. Lineage: Eukaryota; Metazoa; Porifera; Homoscleromorpha; Homosclerophorida; Plakinidae. The coding region runs from base 38 to 865 and encodes 275 amino acids. The record is from RefSeq and is a predicted model, not a curated record. The transcript has 3 exons.
AUCAGAGGCACUUUGAAGCUGCCCAUGGGCAAGCAGCAUGACUCCAACGCUUUGUUUUCUUUCUAGGUUUCAUCAGCUAAAUUCUCGAGUAAAGUUGCUACUAACGCUAACGUUUGCAGGCGUUUCUACAGCAUUGUCAGCUCUCUCAAACGCAAAUAACGUUAUUGUCUACCCAUCCCAUUACGUUGCUUUAGCUCCUACUCAACAAAUUCGAUUCCAAUGUUACUACAAAGGAAAGCCUUCUGUCGAACAUCCAACUUAUUGGAUUCAUAACGACGAAGUGUUACAAUGCAAUAAGCAGAAACGUCUCAUCGGCUGUAGAGACACUCUCAUACUAUCUCAAUUUCGUUUUUCUGAUUCUGGUCGCUAUUACUGUUACGUCAAUGAUACAAAACAAUUGUCAGUAGGCGAGACAGAAAUCAGAGUUCCAGUGGAAUUCGAGACAACAGGUGUUACAAAUAUGUAUGUAUCAUAUUUACACGUAAACGAAUCCCUUCCUAUCUUGCUUAAGUGUCCCGUAACCGAGUGGUCAUAUCCAAGACCCUUCGUGGUAUGGACAAGGCAAGGAAAAGUGUUAUCAGCUGGAGCUACUUAUCAGUAUGUGAUAAGUAAUGUGAGUCAACUAGGCAAAUUAGAAUGUCUAGCGUACAACGGUUAUGGAGGACCAAAGAUCAAACGUUUCAAUCUUAUGGAAGGAAAUAAUGCAAACAUCGUAGACACAAAUCAUUCAUUUGACAACGAAAUUUUAGAUGGCAAUUCUUCUUUUGAUGCUUCUAGUGUUGUUCCGUCAUUUGCAGACACAAAAACUUGUAGUGCGUUUGUCUAUCUAGUGGUAACUGUCAUUGUCGUAUUUACUAUGAUUUAGUGCAAAUCUAUAAUACUGGCAGCUUGUUCUUAGGUAAUUAAUAUAUUUAAGCAUUUUUCUGGACGCUAUCUUUAACUUUUAGCUAUUGAUUCAUAUUUCUUAAAAUUAAUAUAUGUAUUAUCGAAAAUAUAAAAUUUAGAA